Molecule: messenger RNA, 3375 nt
Organism: Aedes albopictus (Asian tiger mosquito)
Lineage: Eukaryota; Metazoa; Arthropoda; Insecta; Diptera; Culicidae
Product: glutamate receptor ionotropic, kainate 2-like
Exons: 7
Coding region: 206-2989 (927 amino acids)
Biological process (GO): synaptic transmission, glutamatergic; monoatomic ion transport; modulation of chemical synaptic transmission
Cellular component (GO): plasma membrane; postsynaptic density membrane
Molecular function (GO): transmitter-gated monoatomic ion channel activity involved in regulation of postsynaptic membrane potential; glutamate receptor activity
Source: RefSeq, a predicted model, not a curated record
CAGUCAGUCAGUCAGUCGAUUGGAGAUCGUCGUCGUCACAUGUACUUAACCGACUCUGAGCAGCUGUGGAAAGUUAAGAUUUUUUUUUUCUCGGAAGAUCAUCAACCACUUUCGCCGAGCAGUAGGCAGUGUGUGACACAGCUGAUGGAAAAAUAAAUCCCGGUGCGCACAAGUGGGUGGACGCCAUAUUGGAAAAUUCUUCGAAAUGGGGAGUUUGCUGGUUCUGCUGGUCGGUUUGGUGGUCUGUUUCGCUGCUCAAGGGAAGAGGGAGAUCCCUAUCGGAGCUAUCUUCCACGGAGACAACUAUGAAUCGGAGAUCGCUUUCAAAUAUGCCAUCGAACGAGUUAACAUGCACGAGAAGCACUUCGAGUUGGUUCCACUGAUAAAGUACGUCUCCCCGGAUGACAGCUACAAAACGGAACGGAAAGUGUGCGAGCUGGUGUCGGAAGGUGUCACGGCCAUCUUCGGUCCAAGCUCGAUGUUGACCUCCGGUAUUGUGAGUUCGAUCUGCAAAACCAUCGAAAUUCCGCACAUUAUAACUCAUUGGGAUCCGGAGCCCUUCGGAGGAUGGGAUCCGGAGCUGCAGGCAAUGACCAUCAACCUCUAUCCGGAAGCGGACAUUCUGUCGCGAGCUUUGCAAGAUCUGAUCGUGGACUACACUUGGAAGAGCUUUACGAUCAUCUACGAUAGCGAUGAGGGUUUGAUGCGACUGAAAGACGUGUUGCAAAUUCAUGGACCCGGAGAUAAUCCGAUCACCGUACGGCAGAUUGAUGAUAAUCCGGACUACAGACCGCUGCUCAAGGAUAUCCAAUCAUCCGGAGAGAGCCAUAUCAUUCUGGAAGUUCAUCCCGAAAAGAUUCUGGAGAUUCUCCGACAAGCAAAGGAGGUCAAGAUGCUGGAAGAGUAUCAGAGCUAUAUCAUCACUUCGUUGGACGCUCACACCUUGGACUUUGAAGAGCUGAAGUACUCCCGGUCGAACAUAACCACAUUGCGGUUGAUGGACACGAAAAGUUUCGAUAUUAAGAAUGCUGUUCACGAUUGGGAACAGGGCGAAGCCAGAAUGAAGAAGGUUUUCCGAGUUUCUCCGGAGCACGUCCGGACGGAGUCCGCGUUGUACCACGAUGCUGUGAAACUCUACGCUACCGCCAUUAGGGAGCUGGACGCUACAGAGGAGAUCACACCGUCAAGGCUGUCAUGCGGAAGCAAGAACCUUCGACAGUGGCCGUUUGGAUUGCGAAUCGUUAACUACAUGAAAGUUAAAACCGAUCACGGCAUCUCCGGACCGAUCAUCUUCGAUGACUACGGCCGGCGAACGCACUUCCAACUGGACAUUGUAGAACUAAAUCAUCAGGAUGGCUUCAUGAAGAUCGCCGUUUGGGAUCCGACCAACGGGAUCAUCUACACUCGCAGUCAGGAGGAUGUUCACCUGCAGAUCGUCGAAUCGCUGCAUAACAAGACGUUCAUCGUGGCAUCACGGUUGGGAGCUCCGUUCCUGAUGAUGAAAGAAAAGAAGGAAGGCGAAUUCUUGGAAGGCAACAAUCGCUUCGAAGGAUACUCCAUCGAGCUGAUCGACGGCAUUUCCAAAAUCCUCGGCUUCAAAUACACCAUGGAACUCGUGCCGGACGGAAAGUACGGAUCGUACAACAAAGAGACGAAAAGAUGGGAUGGCUUGGUGAAACACUUACUUGAUCGGAAAGCGGAUCUUGCCAUUUGCGACCUUACCAUCACCUACGAACGCCGCACUGCCGUAGACUUUACGAUGCCCUUCAUGACCCUUGGUAUCAGCAUUCUGUACGCCAAGCCCGUGCCUCAGCCCAAGGAUCUGUUUUCCUUCCUAUCCCCUCUUUCCCUGGAUGUGUGGAUCUACAUGGCCACCGCCUAUCUUGGCGUCUCCGUGUUGCUCUUCGUCCUGUCUCGUAUGGCCCCUGCUGACUGGGAGAGCGCCCAUCCUUGCAAGCAGGAUGACAUUGAUGAGGUGGAGAACAUCUGGGAUAUGUUGAACGCCCUGUGGCUCACGAUGGGAUCCAUCAUGGGUCAAGGUUGCGACAUUCUGCCGAAAGCGGUCUCCACCCGAGUAGUUUCCGGAAUGUGGUGGUUCUUCGCGCUGAUCAUGCUUUCGUCCUACACAGCCAACUUGGCAGCUUUCCUGACCAUGGAGCGAAUGGAUGCCUCGAUCGAGAGUGCCGAGGAUCUAGCCCAACAGAGCAAGAUCAAGUACGGGGCGGUGCUCGGCGGUAGUACGCUCAGUUUCUUCCGUAACUCGAACUUCUCCACCUAUCAGAGGAUGUGGGCCGCCAUGGAGUCUACUCGUCCGUCGGUUUUCACCAAGAGUAACGACGAAGGACGCGAUCGCGUCCUUAAGGGACGUGGCCUGUACGCUUUCCUGAUGGAGUCCACUUCGUUGGAGUACAUCACCGAGCGGUAUUGCGAACUCACCCAAAUCGGAGGGCUGCUGGACUCCAAAGGAUACGGAAUCGCCAUGCCCGUUAACUCCCCAUACCGGACGGCCAUCUCCGGAGCAGUGCUCAAAAUGCAGGAAGAAGGUAAGCUGCACCAGUUGAAGACCCGCUGGUGGAAGGAGAUGUACGGCGGAGGUCGGUGCGAUGAACAUGCUACCAAAUCGGCCGCGGACAGCGCCGCCGAGCUUGGAAUAGACAACGUCGGUGGUGUCUUCUUAGUUCUGGCCUGUGGAUGCUGCUUCGCAUUUAUUCUGGGAAUUUUGGAGUUCCUGUGGAACGUGCGGAAGGUGGCGGUUGAUGAGAAGGUCACCCCAUGGGAAGCAUUGAAGGCGGAGCUCAAGUUUGCGAUGAACAUUUCGAUCACCACGAAACCGGUGCACAGCAUGUUGAGCGAGUCGUCGUCGGCCAAAAGUUCGAUGCGAUCGGCAUCCAGGAGGGGAUCGGAAUCGGUGAGCCGCGUGCACAACAUCAAAUCCGGUACCAGCUUGAUGAACAUGGACAAGAUUGGAUUUGUGUUUAGUAAUAAGUAGUUGAUGAAUUGAUUCAAGGUAUUGAGAUGCUGAUUUAAGUUUUGGACACGACGAGACAACUUAGAAUCUAAUUUCAAAUUUGCUUUCAGAUUUUUAAGGUGCCUGUCUGACGAAUAAAGCAAUGAAUUACAGUACAUUUGUUCAGCAUAGCUGGCAGAAAGUUUGUAAUUAUCAAGAGCAAGUGCCUUAGGGUAUAAAACUGAGCUAUGAACAAAACUUCGGCAACUGUGACGCUCGUGUUGAGAUUCUGAGAUAUUUCAAAUUAAGGGAAUAAGUUUCGAAGUGAAAAAAAAUUACAGUGUGUCAAAAAGUUUUGAAGAUUAGGUUGAUUUUGUUUUGCAUAGAAUAAUUGUUAAAAUGAAAAUAUAACUAAGUUUUAUCACGAA